This is a messenger RNA of Dermacentor albipictus, 3021 nucleotides long. RefSeq names its product kell blood group glycoprotein-like. Gene Ontology annotation, biological process: protein processing. Gene Ontology annotation, cellular component: plasma membrane. Gene Ontology annotation, molecular function: metalloendopeptidase activity. The record is from RefSeq and is a predicted model, not a curated record. NCBI's taxonomy places the organism in Eukaryota, Metazoa, Arthropoda, Arachnida, Ixodida, Ixodidae.
AUGGUCCCAAACAAUGAUGCUCCCGACGAGAAGAGAAGCAAGAAGCGACGUCGCUCUCGAAAACAUAGCCUGAGUUCCAGUGGAAGUGUGCCGUCUCGCAGCUCGUCGUCCUCGAGCAAGUCCGAAGCAACACGCAGGCGUCCCAGCCAUACCGAUCUAGAAAAAGAUCCGAAAGGCUCCGCGAUUGCCGCGCUGGAAUCGAACUUGCCGGUAGCCACGACCACCGCCCUUCAACUGGACGAAGUAAUUCCCCCACGCGACAAGAGCCCUCUCAAACGGAGGCUGUCUUUCGCCGCCGAUUUCCAGCGCAAGUCCUCGGACCCCAGCGCGCCUCAGCAUCAACUCGCUUCCGCCGACUUUGGUCCGGUAGAACCUCACGUUGCUACUCCCACUGCUCCGACGACGGAGAAGCCUGGAGAGAGCAACCGGCUCCCAGAGCAGAAGCACCAACCGGCGCCCCAACCAGAAUGUGAAACAGCCCUGCCAGCUCAGUCUCCGGAGUGCGCCGUCAGCGGUGCGAAUACACUGCAGACGCUGUCCGCGACCUCGGUCAAGGAGAGGGCCGAGGGCUCUCCGACGCUCUCUGGAGGACAGCCGGAGCCUCAAGAUGGACGCAAAGCUCCACGCAGCUCUCAGAUUGUCCUAACUGCAACAGGUGUUUCAAUCAAGGUGCAGCACCUCACCCUUAUGACCGUCCUUAUGCUGAUCGUGAUGGCCGUGACAAUCAUCAUUGUGUUUCUGUUCGCACGAGGCGCCAAAUCACCACCAUCGCCACCGUUCUGCAAGACUGAGGACUGCCUCGUCCACUCGUGGCGCCUCUCUAAUGGACUAAACCGCGACCUCGAUCCAUGCCACAACUUUAGCGCCUACGUCUGCUCCACUUGGUCGCCUUCGAAAGGCUACCUAGCGUACUCGAACUCGGCCAUGGAUGACGUAAGGAAAUCGUGGUUUCCGCAUUUCUACAGCGUACUCAGCGAAGGGAUGAAAAGCAUUAGUGUGGGCCACAAACCAAUGGCCAUGUACGAGUCCUGCAUGGGCAACCGAUCACAGUACGGCUCGAACUUGGACAUCUUCUGGAAGUUCCUCAACGAAUGCAGACUGUCCUGGCCAGAGAAACCCACGCCAAGUGACACCAGCGCCCUCGACGUACUGAUGACGCUAGAAUUCAAGUGGCAGGUCCCGUUAUUCUUCCAAGUGCGCGCUAUGCGCUUGUCCUCACCGAAUUGGCGUUUCAUAUUAGAGCCCAGUUCCCUCAUACCAAUUUUGUAUAAGCAGCAUCUCACAGUCAAAAGCACCGGCGGAUACGCGAAAUACUGGGCAACGUUUUUCUACAUCCUUAACCGAAACUACACUAAGUAUGGGGUCGAUACGAAGUUUAUCAACAGGGCCAUGGUUAUGGAAGGUGAUGUCUUCAGAAAACUGCUGAACGCAAGGCGUCUUCAGGUAAUCGAACCAGCUCUGGUGCGAAUCACUCGAAUAGGACUUCACACUCCGCCGCUGGCCUCGAAGCUGUGGCUACGUGCCUUCAGGCAGACCGAGCUUGAGCCUGAAGUGAAGCCCAACGACCAGGUUUUCAUAGGCGACGUAGAGUUCUUCCGGACUAUGGCGACCGUGAUGUCAUCGAACAGAAGAACCGAGCUGCUGUCCCUGAUCGCCUGGUCUUGCGUGCAGCUGUUUGCUCCGGCAGCGGAUAUCCAGCUGCUUGAGAAUCGGUACGACCAGGGCAUCACCACAUAUCGGCCGUACUUCUGCGAGCGAUUCGUCGAGGCCGCCUAUCGCCUCCUGGUGAUUGCGCUCAGCUCCGUGUCGCGCUUCACGCCAGCACAGCGCGCCGCCGUCAAAGCCGGUUUCGACAGCUUGGUGUCAGCGGCUGCGGACGCGGCCAACGCAACGCAAUGGCUGGACAUUGAAAGCCGGAAGCUCGCGGUCGAGAAGCUGCGUUCGACGCGACUAAAGCUGUGGCCCCCCGAGCGUUUCCUGGAAAACGACCUGCUCGAGCGUAUGUACAGUGAUUUUCCCAGCACUGAACUUUCGUUUGCCGAGUACUGGGUGAAGACGAGCCGCUGCGCUGCUAAGAUGCAUGACCCGCACGCUGACAUCGACGUCUUCAGCUUCGCGGUCAACUACGCACUGCCGUACGUGCUCUAUGAUGCUUCAAGCGGCGACGUCAAUGUGGCCGUGGGCGCCAUUGCUCCGCCCUUGUACUAUCCCGGCGGUACCGACGCCAUGUUCUACGGGGGUCUGGGCUUUUCCAUGGCACUCAAUCUGGUCGCGUCCGUAGACAGACAUGGACUGCUGUAGACCCCGAACGGCACAUUCGGCCACUUCUUUUUGUCCAGCUCUUCCGCGAGGGCCUUCGAGGAGAGAGACAGCUGCCUAGCAGCGCUUGACGGCCACGCCGCCAGUGGCGGAGACAACACCCAGAGCAUAACCGGCGCGAGGGCCAGCAUCUUUCCCGAGAUCCCCGCUCUCGAGGUUGCCUACGCGGCGUACCGCCGCGCAGUCAGCGACAGGGGAGACGAAGCUCUUCAGGGAAUCGUGGGGGGCUUUUCGGGAGACCAGGUGUUCUUCAUGACGCUAUGCUACAUGACUUGCACGCGACCCGAUGCCGUGGGUCCGCACACAGUGGACUGCAACAAGGCGGUGCGCAGUUCGGAGGCCUUCGCCCGGGCAUUUCAUUGCCCGCCCGAGUCCCAGAUGAACCCCAAGAUGAAGUGCAAAUUCUUUGGGUGAGAGUCGGGCACUUCCGAUGGACUGCGAUAGGACGUUCACGUGGAGUCGAACGACUCACCUUCAUGUGUGCAGUACACAUACAGUUUUGUGCGCAACAUCGAAAGCGAUGUCGUCGGUAGCCAUGUACUACAUAGGCACUCUUUUAUUUCGUGUCUGGACAGACAUUAUAAAUCACGGGCUCUCUCUCUCUCUCUCUCUGAGGAUUUAAAUGAUGUAUUCUCUGAGGACCUAUGAUGUAUUCGUUGUAAAGCUUCGUGGCGCUCUAAAUUCAGUGUGAAGAUCUUAAUG